UUGUCGCAUCCGUUGUGACACAAUUGAUGCGCCAACAAUCUCUUUUAACUUUGCCUUUGGUUUGCCUGUGUCUUUGCCCCUUGCGAGUUGCGAUCCUAAUUUUCGCAACCCUCGGGCCCUAUUGGAUUCCCGCUGCGUGCCCGCGUGUUUUGGCGUCCCAGAUUUGUUCCUUAGGGUUCGACGGAGAUGGGUUCCAAGCAGGCGACAGCGGGCGAAGAUUUAGGCCUGUUGAUCGAAGAACUCAAGAAAAGACAUCAAAGGGAUUUGCAGAACUUAACAUUGACAACUCAACCCUUGAAGACAAUGUGGCUUUUCUUGUUUGCCACAUUGCAAUAUCUUAGGCAGACGCUUCUAUAUGUUUUAAGGAAAGGUGAUUGGCUUGUGGCAUUGACUAUCUUGGUAACAGCUCUUGGUCUCUUUCUUGUGAAUGGUGAUGUUUCCAACGAAAAGCAUGUUCAAGAGUUCCUAAACUACGCAACAUUUGGUUUGUGGUGGAUAGCACUUGGGGUGACAUCAUCAAUUGGGCUGGGGUCUGGAUUGCACACAUUUGUGUUGUAUUUGGGUCCCCAUAUUGCAUUUUUUACAAUCAAGGCCAUGAAUUGUGGUCGAGUUGAUCUCAAAACUGCUUUAUAUGACACUAUACAGUUGAAAAAGCGACCUUCAUGGCUUGAAAAGGACUGUUCUGAGUUUGGACCACCAUUAUAUGAAUCAUUACCUGGUUCCCUAGUCAGGGUUCCCAUCAGCAGUAUUCUACCUCAGGUUCAGCUAGAGGCCAUUCUUUGGGGGUUGGGUACUGCCCUUGGAGAGCUUCCUCCUUAUUUCAUUUCAAGAGCAGCAAGCUUGUCUGGAAACAAAUUGGAAAUGGAGGAAUUUAAUGCAGCUUCAUCAGAAGAAGAUGGUUUUCUGUCUGCUUAUGUGAAUCAAAUUAAAUGCUGGCUCCUCACUCACUCCCAGUAUCUUAACUUUUUAACAAUAUUAGUGCUUGCUUCAGUACCAAACCCACUUUUUGAUCUUGCUGGUAUAAUGUGUGGGCAAUUUGGAAUCCCAUUUUGGAAAUUCUUCCUGGCUACCUUGAUCGGAAAAGCAUUGAUAAAGACUCACAUUCAGACACUUUUUAUUAUUUCUUUGUGCAAUAAUCAACUCUUGGAAUGGUUGGAGAAUGAGUUGAUAUGGGUGCUUGGUCUCAUCCCGGGUCUCCCUUCUGUGCUGCCCAAUUUAAUUGCCAAAUUGCACAUGGUUCAGCAGAAGUAUUUGUCAACUCCAGUCCCAGAACCAACUCUCACAGAUGGAAGGGCAAAGCAGUGGAACCUUUCCGUCACUAUGAUAUGGAAUAUUGUCAUAUGGCUUAUGCUCAUGAGCUUCUUUGUGAAAAUAGUGACUGCUACAGCAAAAGGAUACCUCAAGGAGCAGCAAGAAUUGGAAAUGACCAAAAAGAAACUGGCACUAAAAUCUACCUGAGUCAAGCGUGGGGUUUUUCUCACCAAUUUCUUUCCGGUCAAGCAACAUUAUGUUAAGAUUCAACAGCUGCUUUUUGUUCCAUGCCCUCAGUGAAGCUCACUGUCUUACAAGAAAAUUAUAAGUUGUACAGGGUCGGUAUUAUUAGAUGGCAGGUCCUUUUUUAUCACCUGCCUGAGCACGUUGUGCAUUCAAUUCCGCUCCUUUUAAUUUUUGAAACGUGAGAAUUUAGCAAUAGCAGCAGCAGCAGCUAAUUCUCAAGUUAUCUGACCGUUGAUUGUUUCCAUAAGAGAUUGAAGGAUCAGUACCCAUUAUUUU
Musa acuminata subsp. malaccensis (wild Malaysian banana) is the source of this 1773-nucleotide messenger RNA. Its product is annotated as vacuole membrane protein KMS1. The record is from RefSeq and is a predicted model, not a curated record. Lineage: Eukaryota; Viridiplantae; Streptophyta; Magnoliopsida; Zingiberales; Musaceae. Gene Ontology annotation, cellular component: membrane; endoplasmic reticulum; endomembrane system.